This is a messenger RNA of Strongylocentrotus purpuratus (purple sea urchin), 2032 nucleotides long. RefSeq names its product transcription initiation factor TFIID subunit 12b. NCBI's taxonomy places the organism in Eukaryota, Metazoa, Echinodermata, Echinoidea, Camarodonta, Strongylocentrotidae. The coding region runs from base 695 to 1798 and encodes 367 amino acids. The transcript is spliced from 5 exons. The record is from RefSeq and is a predicted model, not a curated record.
AGCAGAAGACAUUUGAAGCCAACAUUUUGUUGCAAUAUUUAGUGGGUAUUUGCGUAUUAAUAUCCUGUUAAUGGAGUAAAUAUGUUAUUUAUCGCAUACUAAACAGUAAAUAUACCUGUAUAUAUGCUAUCUGUGGAAUAUUAUAGGUGGAUUCUUUGGUAUAUAUUGUUUCCUGGAUAUUUACAUGAAUUUUAGAAAGGAGAAUUUGAUUGUGCACAAAGUGAUGUCAUCGACAAAAGUGGGAUCGGUGAAUAAUCCGGGCAACUGACAUGGCGGCCGUCUAUUGCUCGCACAAUCAAGCACAGAAAGGUGAGAUGUGGAUGCUGUAAACUCGAGUGAACAUUAGUCCUUGGAAUUUUAACUUUAAAAAAGGAUCAGAACUGAAAGGAAAUAAUCAGGAUUACUUCAAGUUCGAGUUCACCCAUCAAUCAAUGUAAAUAGUAUGGAGGCCAUUUCUCUUGUGUGGAUGAAUAUGAUAGGUCCAAGAUGUUAACCUUCAGGAACACCGACCCUUGUAGUAAAGGACUGUACAGGGCCUGUCCCUCUGCUGGUGAUAGCCAAUCAUAAGGUAUCAACUACCAGCAACCGCCACCACCACCACCACCACCACCACCAGCCCAAUCUCCAUCUCUUUGGGCACCUUAUCAUCAUCCAAGUAGUAGCCACGCCUUGGUAGCCACGCCCUGGUAGCAAGAUGGAGGCCUUCUCACCAAUGGGUGAGACCGUCAUGGACACGUCGGUGCUUGCGAGCCCGCAGUCCUCCCAUCUCAUGAUGGGUGUGGGUGAGGAGUCUAUGGAAACAAUGGCCAUGUCACCCAAGGCUCCAGAGACUCAAGAGGUAAGCAAUGAGAGACUACAACAGAUACCUGCCCCAGUCUUGUCAACAGAUGGCACCCUUCACGGUCUCAACACAUCAUUUGCUGGAAGCCUCUCGAAUCUGAUGCUACCGGGAAUCCCAAACCCAGCCACAGGUACCACCUCCUUCUUCCUCAACACGACAAGUCCUACAACAGUGGCAGCGCCGCCAGGGCCGUUCUUACUCAACCAGUCCAACCUGACAACAGCUACUGCUGGUGCACCGCAGCUCCUUAUGAAUGGAAGUGCAGGGGUGCAACCCAAUACGACAUUCUUCUUUAACACCAACCCAGGGAGUAGCAACAUGCAGACUUUCUUGCUGAAUCCAAACAUGGCAGCUCAGGGAACGCCCUUGAUGGUGCAGAAUCCGCAGACUAAUACUGCCUUCUUUGUGAACCCAGGAAUGUUGAAUACGAGUCAAAGCACAUUACUUCUAACACAUCCUGGCUUGGCAGGGUCGAAUGGCGCACUCAUGUUGACCGCAAACCAAGGAGCGGCAGCCAUGCAACAGUUACAGCCGCAGGUCCAGCCAGUGGUGACCCAGGCACUGGCGGAAAACCUUACGAAUGCUGCUUCAGCAAGCGAAGUCCAACAGCAAUUGCAACAACAGACGCAACAGCAAAUACAACAACAGCAAUUGCAACAGCAAAUACAACAACAGACGCAACAGCAAAUACAACAACAGACUAACGACGCAAGUAGUACUCUUCAAUUUCGGACGUUGCAAUUACCCUUGGGGACAUUACCCGGGACUUUAUUACAGACCGAUGGAACGCAGAAUUUGAUCUUGCAACCGAGGGUGGAGCCAGCUGACAGUGAUACUUCUUCCGUCUCAGAGUUGUCUCAGGGAAUCGUGGAGGAGAACUCAAUAACUGAAAACCUCAGGGAAAACAAAGACAGUAAGUCAUUGUUCUUUGUUUUUGUUUAUAUUUGUAUUGCUUGAUGGAUGACUGUACUGUAUAUGUACUCAAAAUCCUACUUCGCAUUUAACCAACACUCAGAUUCUGAUCAGUAUCCCAUGUCUCUCUAUAUCACAUUGCUUUCAGAUUUGUUCCUGAGACCUGUCAAAGAGGGCAGUGUAUAAUUUUCAGUUCUUCACACUAGCAUUCAGAAAGGCAUAAUGAUAAUAAUAAUAAUAGGCAUUUGUAUAGCGGCGUCUAUCUAGACGAUGCUAUUC